Messenger RNA from Phacochoerus africanus (Common warthog), 1519 nucleotides. RefSeq names its product abhydrolase domain containing 17A, depalmitoylase (gene ABHD17A). The record is from RefSeq and is a predicted model, not a curated record. NCBI's taxonomy places the organism in Eukaryota, Metazoa, Chordata, Mammalia, Artiodactyla, Suidae. Gene Ontology annotation, cellular component: plasma membrane; endosome membrane. The transcript has 5 exons. Gene Ontology annotation, biological process: protein depalmitoylation. Gene Ontology annotation, molecular function: palmitoyl-(protein) hydrolase activity. The coding region runs from base 350 to 1282 and encodes 310 amino acids.
GAGUGAGGCUCACUUCCGCCCGCGGGGGAGCGGCGGCCGUGGCGGUGCUGGCAACCGGGCCGGGGCGCCGAGGGAUUGACGGAAGGGCGGCCGGCCGGGAGCCAUGGAGCGCGGCCCCGGGGCCGGGGGGCGCGGGCCGCAGCGGUUCUCCCUCUGCACAACAUGGACACACGAGGCUGCGAGGCUCCUGAGGGCUCAGCUUGGACCGCGAUGGGGCUGGGCUGCAGCCUCCUAACGGGGCUCUUGUCUGGGGCGGUGGCUGGGGGGUGCCCUGCCCCCUGCCCUUGUCUCCAAGCACCCUCUCCCGUCCCCCACCGGGUGAGGCCUGCCCCAGGGCCCGGUGCCCACCAUGAAUGGCCUGUCAGUGACCGAGCUCUGCUGCCUCUUCUGCUGCCCGCCCUGUCCUGGCCGCAUUGCUGCCAAACUCGCCUUCCUGCCUCCGGAGCCCACCUAUUCGCUGAUGCCUGAGCCGGAACCUGGACCCGGCGGGGCUGGGGCCGCCCCCUCGGGGACCCUGCGGGCCUCAGCUGGCACCCCUGGGCGCUGGAAGCUCCACCUGAUGGAGCGCGCUGACUUCCAGUACAGCCAGCGUGAACUGGACACCAUUGAGGUCUUCCUGACCAAGAGCAGCCGCGGCAACCGCAUCUCCUGCAUGUACGUGCGCUGCGUGCCAGGCGCCAGAUAUACGGUUCUCUUCUCGCAUGGCAAUGCGGUGGACCUGGGGCAGAUGAGCAGCUUCUACAUCGGCCUGGGCACGCGCAUCAACUGCAACAUCUUCUCCUAUGAUUACUCCGGCUACGGCGUCAGCUCUGGCAAGCCCUCGGAGAAGAACCUCUACGCCGACAUUGAUGCUGCCUGGCAGGCCCUGCGUACCAGGUACGGCAUCAGCCCGGACAGCAUCGUCCUGUACGGGCAGAGCAUCGGCACUGUGCCCACUGUGGACCUGGCCUCGCGCUACGAGUGCGCCGCGGUGGUGCUGCACUCCCCGCUCACCUCGGGCAUGCGCGUCGCCUUCCCUGACACCAAGAAGACCUACUGCUUUGACGCGUUCCCCAACAUCGAGAAGGUGUCCAAAAUCACGUCGCCGGUGCUCAUCAUCCACGGCACGGAGGACGAGGUGAUCGACUUCUCGCAUGGGCUGGCGCUCUACGAGCGCUGCCCCAAGGCCGUGGAGCCCCUAUGGGUAGAGGGCGCUGGGCACAACGACAUCGAGCUCUACAGCCAGUACCUGGAGCGCCUACGCCGCUUCAUCUCCCAGGAGCUGCCCAGCCAGCGCACCUAGCCUAACGGACCUCAGCGAUAAGGCGGCGCCCGGACCUCGCCCCGGCGCUGGGGGCUGCAUGUGAAUCCCCAGGCUCCCCAAGCACUGCCCUCCAGGCAGCCGGUAGGCAGGCGUUGGGACCUGCCCCUCAUCCAGGGGCGUGGACAAUGUACAGGCAACGGAGCUACGCUCUCCUUUCCUUUCGGAAGCAAAACGAAGGAAAAACGUGAAAACAAAUUAAAGAUUUAAAAUUUUAAA